AUGGCCUCUGCUAACAUUGACCCCGCCGGAGCCGCCGCCCUAAGGCCGCCCUCCGGAUCACGGCGCGUUGCGACUUCGCCCGCUCCUGCCUCGCUUUCUGGGUCCUCCCCGUCGGAGAAGAGGACCCGUCCGCCUGGUCCACCCCCGCCUGUGCCUGGUGCCCGCUCUUUGCCCCUUCGCCCUGCACCGGCUCCGCCGUUUGAUGACAAGUGCGAGUACGCUUCGGAUGACGUCCUUCUUUUCUGGAAACCUCCGUCUGUGUUCUCUCAAUGGACUCCUUCGGCUUUUGACGUACUGGGGGUACGUUAUUCAUGUGGUGAGCAAUUCAUGAUGUCUGAAAAAGCGAAGUUGUUUGGAGAUAUGACGUCGUAUGACAAAAUUAUGGCUGCAACAGAUCCUAAGACACACAAGUUUUUGGGUCGAAAUGUGCGUCCUUUCGACUAUGCUGAAUGGGAGCGUCGUCGUGAAGAGAUCGUGCUUACGGGGUCGUACGCCAAAUUUGCUCAAAACCAUGACAUGAAACAUCAUCUACUGGAGACGGGUACCCGCCUCCUUGCAGAAGCCAGCCCCUUCGAUCGUGUUUGGGGUAUCGGCAUGUCUGCAUGCUUUCCAGAUGCUAGCGAUUCAUCCAAGUGGGCGGCUAGCGGUAAAAACUUGUUGGGAAAAGCUUUGAUGGAAGUUCGACGCCUUUUGCGUGAUCAUCCCCUCUCUGGCGAAGAUUUCCCCGCUUCCAAUUCUCCCACGCCCCCCAUUUCGCAGCCUCCUCUCCAUGGACAUCGACGCAUUCAUGAGGUUGCUACUGCUACAGGUUCUUCGCUACGGAAGGACCCGGGCGAAGACCCAGCUUGUCUACGUUUGGACGCUCCGGGGGACCAUGCUCCUGGCGUUCAUCUGGUGGCAUCGACCUCCGCUUGUGCAGACCAGCCUCCUCUUCUCGAACAUGGACCCGAUCUGGUCGGCGGCACGCUCCUGUUGGACUCGGACUCAUACACUACCCGGGUCCUGCUGCAUGGAGGACCUACAGCCACUUCUCAACUCGCGCGAGUGGCGCUUCUGGACUCUGGGUCUCCUGCAUCCUUCGUUUCCGACUCCGUGGUCACCGCCAUGAUAGCUGCCGGAGCCCUGACAGCUGGCAGCGGAGCUCGGGAAUUUCUUUGGGGCCGGAGCCUGCACUCGUUGAGGUUGUGCCGAGCUCGAGCCGGGAGACGUAAUUGGAGUGUCUGCCGCGCCGCUACUACGAGUACCGGUGGAAACCCUGAAGGCGGCACCAUCUUCGAUUCCUACCGGCCCCACAACAUCUACAUCACCACCUCGGGAUGGACAACCUCUCCCUCGAGUGGACGGUAUCUUGGAUUCGUGUUCUUCAUCUUCGACCUAAACUCGGCUUUCCACCAGAUCGUUUGUUUUGAAGACACUGUCCCGCUCACCGCCUUUUGCCUUCCCACGCAGUUGUUCGAAUGGCUUCGGAUGCCGCAGGGAGCCAACGCAAGUCCGUCUUGGUUCGUCAAGGUCAUCAACAGAGUGGUGCACGGUUUGGAGCGUGUGCUUGCUUAUCUGGACGAUGUCAUCUGCUUCGAUGAGGAACCCCUGGGACACGUGCUGAACUUGAUCGAGUUCUUCAAACGACUGCGACAGUACAACCUCAAACUGUCGCCAGGGAAGGCUCGCGUCGGCGCCACGCACGCCAACUUUCUUGGUCACACCAUCUCUCCGGCAGGUGUUGGCCCUGAUGGCGUCAAGGUUAGGGCGCUCACGCACAUGCCGCCGCCGACGAAUGUUAAGCAGCUUCGGAGCCUUCUCGGUGGACUCAGUUACUACCGGAUAUUCAUCAAGAAUCUCGCCACCAAGAGAGAAAAACAUUUGUGGCACGCAGUUCGCUGA
Messenger RNA from Ectocarpus sp. CCAP 1310/34, 1881 nucleotides. The record is from the annotation of a GenBank genome assembly. NCBI's taxonomy places the organism in Eukaryota, Phaeophyceae, Ectocarpales, Ectocarpaceae.